GCCCCGCGGGGGAAGAUGGAGGCCAUCAAGAAGAAGAUGCAGAUGCUGAAGCUGGACAAGGAGAACGCCUUGGACCGGGCUGAGCAGGCAGAGGCUGAGCAGAAGCAGGCAGAGGAGAGGAGCAAACAGCUGGAGGAUGAGCUGGCGGCCAUGCAGAAGAAGCUGAAGGGGACAGAGGAUGAGCUGGACAAAUACUCAGAGGCCCUGAAAGAUGCCCAGGAGAAGCUGGAGCUGGCUGAGAAGAAGGCAGCAGAUGCUGAGGCAGAAGUUGCAUCCUUGAAUCGCCGUAUCCAGCUGGUAGAGGAGGAGUUGGACCGAGCCCAGGAGCGUCUUGCCACAGCUCUGCAGAAGCUGGAGGAGGCAGAGAAAGCUGCAGAUGAGAGUGAAAGAGGCAUGAAAGUGAUUGAAAACAGAGCCCUGAAGGAUGAAGAGAAGAUGGAACUGCAGGAGAUCCAGCUCAAGGAGGCCAAGCACAUUGCAGAAGAGGCUGACAGGAAAUAUGAGGAGGUUGCCCGGAAACUGGUGAUCAUUGAAGGAGACUUGGAGCGCACUGAGGAGAGGGCUGAGCUUGCAGAGUCUCGUUGCCGGGAAUUGGAUGAACAGAUUCGAUUGAUGGACCAGAAUGUGAAGUGUCUGGCUGUUGCUGAAGAAAAGUACUCUCAAAAAGAGGAUAAAUAUGAAGAGGAGAUCAAGAUCCUGACAGACAAACUUAAAGAGGCGGAGACCCGUGCAGAAUUUGCUGAACGAUCAGUAGCCAAACUGGAGAAGACCAUUGAUGACUUGGAAGAUGAGCUCUAUGCACAGAAACUGAAGUACAAAGCUAUUAGUGAGGAAUUGGACCACGCCCUCAAUGAUAUGACUUCCAUAUAAAUCUGUGAUUCCAAACUCCACUUUGGAUUUGCCUCUGCUUGGUGGCUUGUUCUGCAUCUGCACUCUUCACUAUGCUCUUUCUACUACUCUGAAUUCCAGUGCCCUUGUCCAGUUAGGCUGUAUGCAGGGCAUCCCUGGGAAUAAACACUGAAUGCACUGAAACUCAGGAGCAGUUGUACUGCACUUGACCUCAAACAAAGCUUCCUCUGUAUGACCUAUUGUGCCAGACACUGCUGUGCUCAGAGGGGCUGCUGUUUCAGUAUGUCUGGGUACAGGGGCUGAGUGUAGCAGGGGGUGUUUUGUUCUCAUCUGCAUAUUUCAUGUGAGUCAUAAAGCUCCUUUUGUACUUGCUAUUGCUUGAGCAUGAUGUCACUCAUAAGGAACAACUUGAUGUAUACAUUGAUGAUGAGUGAAAUGGCUGGUGCUGCUGACCCUUGGAUUUCUGGACUUGCUGUCUGUUGGUAACAGUUUGUGUUGCCUCCAGGCCCAUGUAACUCCCCCGUUCAGUGGAAUAUAUAGACGUUGAUGCACAAAGUUCUUCCUUUUGCUGUUUAUGUUCUUGGCUUACAUGUCUGAAUUGCAUAUCUGCAAACAACACAAAGUGCUGAGUGCUCCAAAGGACUGAAUGGUUCCUUGGCAUUGUAGCAGGAAAUCUGAAGCUGCAUUUGUAUCCUGGUCUUGGUAGUUAAUGGGUUUAUCACACCUGAUUCCCCUUUAGGAUGCAGUCAGCAUUGGAGCAAUCAAAUGCUGGCUUACUGUAAAGUCACUACAUACACAUUGUCUGCUUUACCCUGGUCAGUGAUUCACUUGGCUGGAUGUGAAAGUUAACAAACAUAGGAAAGCACAUAUAUGAAUGGACAGGAUUGGUCAGAUGCUAAAACUGUAUCAGUAGCCACACUGAAUUUUACCUGUGUGGAGACAAAGAUCCUGGCUUCUGUAGUGCAAAAUGUCCAUCUGAGGGGUGUAGAAUCUAAUGUAGGAAAUCCAUACAUGCCUUUUGGCCAAAGUGCUUGGACUGCAGAUACAGGGGAGUGUAGUGCUGGGUUCACAGCUCAUGGUAGGAACCAGUCAUGUUGCAUACAGACAUGUCAUUUGACUUGCAUAAAUUACUAGAACUCUUGGAUUAUGAACACUACCCAGGUUGACCUAAUCGUGUCUGUGGCUCACCAAAUCUCCUUUCCUGUUCCUUAAAUUGUUUCACUUUGUCCUGGAAGUCCUGGUGUAAUGUCCAAACAUAACCCUUCAUGAGCCAGAUCUUGGUAACUGAGGCCAUGUACUCUGUAGUUGAGAAGACUUGCCCCAGCCUGCUCUCACUUUACUCUACUCUUCAGCUAUGUAGCCCCUUCCAGUUCACUCAGCUGGCUUACAUCAGCUCCCAGUCAGGAUGGUACCAUUGCAAGGAGCUGUGCAAACACUGUCAGAGUCCCUGCCCUGAAAAGGCUACAAAAGGCUGACUUGUUGGGAUGCAGCUGUAGUGGCUUGAAGUUCUAAGAUGCUGAAGUUUGCAUAUUGCAUCAUAUGAAGACAUUGGUACUUGUAACCUUCAUGGAAGCCACUUUUAGUGUUUCUCAAACACAUUUCCAACCGCCCCAGUGUAAUAAAGCACAAGUAACUAGUCAUCACACUGAAAUCUUUGCCCUUGAAAACAUUCCCCGCUUGUCUGAUGUCACCACUCCUGAAGGGAUGAGGUUCAAAGUGCCAUUGCUUCCUGCCCUUGAACUAAACAUUCUCACUUUGGGCUGGGAGGCCAAGAAACCGCCACUUCCAAUAACUUGUAUUGGAAUCGACAACUCCAAGUAGCUCCCCUGGGGUCUGACUUUCAAUGUAAAUUAAAACCUCCAGGGACUGGGGUGUCAGCAGGCCCCCUCCCAGCUAGUCAUGCUAGAUAACACCUGCCAGUAGUGUUAUGAAUGGGUGCUGCAAUUCCUGACCUGGGAAAGCUUUGUGGCCCAACCAGCUUGGUUGGCACAUGCACAGGCAGGCUGACGUGAGGACUAGACUCAGCAGCUCUCCAGAGCGGUCAGUGGAGAAAAUGACUGAAAGCCACCUGCAAUGCUGGUGAGAGCCUCAAGGCCAUCCUUGCAAGGCUGGGGGUGUUUCAUGCCAGUCUAGCUGAAAUCAUGGGCUCAAGAACAAGUGCUGUCUAGCUGCUGGAUUCUCCUCCCUUGGGUUUGGACAGUAAAUAAAUGUGGGGGAGGAAUCCAUUUGUUCCUCCCUCUGCUCCCCAGUAUGGAGAUGGCUCUGGCAGUCACCUUAAAGCCUUCUCUGGCUCCACCACUCAAGGCCACAGGCAGUUACACUCACACUGGCAUUACAUGUUCAUGCUUUGCUCACCAGGGCACACUCAGACCUCACCAGGGUGACCAGUCUGCCCAACCAAGGGCUGCAGUGGCAGCCUGUCCUGGCAGAGUGGGUCCAGCUCCCCAUCCCAAGAAGGGAGUGUCAAUGUGCUUGGACCUGUAGUCUAGGCUCUAACUAUUAGAGGCCCCCUCUAGAAUACCAUAGCAUUCAGAGCACACAGCCCUGCCCCCAGAAGUCCUGUCAUUGGGCAACUGGCUGUAUUGGUUCCAGGUGUGGAGUCUACAGUGGCUACAAUUAACUAAAACUGGCAGGUUCUUGUGCUACUGCCGUCUGCUGGUCAAAGUGCCUGGAUACUGGGGAUCACUGCAAUGGCUGUCAAGGCCAGAGCCAUCAUGAAACCAUCUCCAUGGUCUUGAUGUCCUAACAUUAGGCUAAAGAUUAACUACCUCAAAGAGCAGUUUGAGGGCAGAGAACACCUGUAAACCCCUAGAACAGUUUCCUCCUAACCUGCCCCACAAAGCAUGUUGCUUGAUUCAGGAGGUGAGCAGAGGAUAGCUUGUGACUUCCCACUGACCCCAGGAUGCUGAAGGAACCUGGAAUUCCAUUCUCUGGGUGGGGUUUCAGUGGGGCUAGGAGGAGCUUGCCAUUGUCAGGCCUGCUGACUUGUCUCUUUGCAAGGGCCACAUUUUAAGGGCCUGCACUUGUACUAGGCUAGCAGCUUCUACUGACCGGUGCACACCUGUGAUAUUUUAAUGGUACAGUGCAGCUGAACAAAACCAUGCCCCCUCCAUCCUUCCUUCCCCCAGCAAGAGGGAGUACUGGGAACACAGGAGUCACUUGAGGCAGUCUAUCAAGAGAUGACUGUCCUGUGUGUGGGGUGGCCGGGUGUUUAAUCAGAGGGACUCUGGAAAGCAGUGAGCAAAGGCUGUUGGGUUACUGGGAAGGGCCUAUGCCUGAGCUGGGCACUCGCUACCCACAGGACCUGUCUGGUGGCUAGCUUGGCUAGUUGUGCUCUGAUAGCACACAGCUCUGGAGCCCACUGGUCUGGUUUUGGAAAGUUGGCAGGCUCCCAUGAAUUGGCUGCUGCUUGAGAAGAUCUGAGACCCUUGCUUGGAGAUUUCCAGCAUCUCUGUCUGUGGUGCUGUUGGGUGCAGGGCUAGCAGGUCUCCCUCACCACUUCUGUGGCAGAUCAUCCUGCUAUUGGUUCUGUGUUCAGCAGCAGGGUCCUGGAAUCCACCUCUGCUCCUCAGUGAGCUUUGAAAGCAGAUGAGGCUUUUGGUCCUGUGUCCAUGUUAUAAACCCAUCAUGAGUUGCUAAGCAUGACUUACUGGCAAGGCAUGGACCGUGACUGCUGUCCUGCAUCCUUUCUAAGGGACACUGGGGAGCUCCCAGUGCCCAUCAAUUUCUGGUCACAUGGCUGCACUGUAAGCUAAUGGGGUUGCCUGAGUGCUAGUCUUGAUCUAGCCAUGUCCUUCCUGAAUUGUUCAGAGUCCAAAGGGUGUAUCCAAAGGCUCUCCUGUUCCUGGGCAUAAAGAACACCCAUCACCCUUCAGGCUUCAUUUUCCAGGAACAAUCCAUCUUCCUUCCUGUGCCUCCAAAGCCCUCAAUAGGACUUCUACUCUGGCCACACUUGGCUUCUACCACAGGCUUUCUGAGCUGAAAAGCAAGUCAGCAGAACUGGUCUCCUGUCUCCAUCCAUAAAAAUAAACUGUGAAUUAUCUUUUAAAUGCCACAUGUUAGGGACAGGUUGUAUGACUUGCUCAUCUUGGUACUCUACUAACCUUCCCUUUCUCUUUUUCUCUCUUCCUCUUGUUUCCCCUAAUCCUCCUGUUGCUGAUGCAGAGGGCCUGUACAG
Molecule: messenger RNA, 5026 nt
Organism: Dermochelys coriacea (leatherback sea turtle)
Lineage: Eukaryota; Metazoa; Chordata; Testudines; Dermochelyidae
Gene: TPM3
Product: tropomyosin 3
Exons: 10
Coding region: 16-870 (284 amino acids)
Biological process (GO): muscle contraction; actin filament organization
Cellular component (GO): actin filament
Molecular function (GO): actin filament binding
Source: RefSeq, a predicted model, not a curated record